Molecule: messenger RNA, 1818 nt
Organism: Telopea speciosissima
Lineage: Eukaryota; Viridiplantae; Streptophyta; Magnoliopsida; Proteales; Proteaceae
Product: putative glycerol-3-phosphate transporter 1
Exons: 3
Coding region: 73-1608 (511 amino acids)
Biological process (GO): phosphate ion homeostasis; transmembrane transport
Cellular component (GO): membrane
Molecular function (GO): transmembrane transporter activity
Source: RefSeq, a predicted model, not a curated record
UUUAAGUUCAGGAUUCGAAGUUGUUAAUACGAAUACUCGAUACAGAGGAAAUUAAGAAAAAAGUUUUAAACGAUGGUGGGUUCAUCAGGGGACCCAAAACCUGAAUCAACUUGUACCAAGCCUCCUGGAAUUCGUUUCUUAGAGUACAUAAGGAACUCUGCUAUACCAUUCAGAACUUACCAGGCAAUUGUCUUAAUUGUGACAUUUUUUUCAUAUGCUACCUAUCAUGCUACUCGGAAGACCACAAGCAUCGUCAAGAGCACCCUUGACCCUGAAUCAUCCCAAGUGAGCUUGAGCUUCCAAAGAUCUGUCUUAAAAGAUGGUUGGGCUCCUUUUGAUGGAUCAGAUGGGUCAGCGAUGUUAGGGGAACUAGAUGUGGCUUUUCUCGCAUUUUAUUCGUUCGGAAUGUAUUUUGCUGGACAUUUGGGGGAUCGGCUGAAUUUAAGGAUCCUUUUGACUGUGGGAAUGAUUGGGACUGGUUUAUUUACUUCUCUAUUUGGGUUUGGGUAUUGGUUUAAUAUCCAUAGUUUCUACUACUACUUGAUAAUUCAGAUGAUUGCAGGUCUUUUCCAGUCAACUGGAUGGCCUUCAGUGGUUGCAGUAGUUGGGAAUUGGUUUGGGAAGAAGAAGCGUGGGUUGAUUAUGGGUAUUUGGAAUGCUCAUACUUCUGUUGGAAACAUAGCAGGAUCUCUGAUUGCUUCAGCUUUAUUGAAGUAUGGUUGGGGUUGGUCUUUUGUUGUUCCUGGUCUCCUUAUUUCUUUUGUUGGUUUGGUAGUGUUUCUAUUGUUACCAGUUACUCCAGCUUCUGUUGGAGCUGGAAAAGAAGAUGAUGAAGUGCAAUCUCCUAAGAAAAUUGAUGAAGGAGUAAUAGAACCUUUGUUAGGAUCAGAGUCAGAUGUGGUUAAGGAUAAACCUGUUGGGUUCAUAGAAGCAUGGAAAAUUCCUGGGGUUGCUCCUUUUGCUCUUUGCCUCUUCUUCUCCAAAUUGGUAGCUUAUACAUUUCUCUAUUGGCUUCCAUUCUACAUUAGCCACACAGCAAUCGAUGGUAAGUAUAUGUCCGAUGAAACAGCAGGGGACCUAUCUACAAUGUUUGAUGUUGGAGGGGUGCUUGGUGGGAUUCUUGCCGGCCACAUUUCUGACCACCUUGAUGCCAGAGCCAUUACAGCAGCAAGCUUCAUGUAUUGUGCAAUCCCGGCGCUUUUCUUUUACCGGAGCUAUGGACAUGUAUCCUUGUAUGUGAACAUCAUCCUCAUGUUCAUUACAGGCAUGUUUGUCAAUGGACCCUAUGCCCUUAUAACAACAGCAGUGUCUGCUGAUUUGGGUACUCACAGUUCAUUGAACGGUAACUCACGAGCAUUGGCAACAGUCACGGCGAUCAUAGAUGGAACAGGCUCAGUAGGAGCUGCCAUUGGACCACUUCUUACUGGAUACAUUGCUGCAAAGAGUUGGAAUGCAGUAUUCACAAUGUUGAUGUUGGCUGCUCUGGUAGCAGGACUUCUUCUCACAAAACUAGUGGUGACUGAGGUGAAUGCAAAGAUUCAGUAUUCAAGGUCUCAAUGUAGUAGUAUCCUGUCAAGGUCUGAAACUACUACCAUGCCUGAAGUGUAGUUUCUUAAUUUGUGAAGGAUGAAGAGGAUGAUGUGUGUUGUUUAUGCUGUGAUCAUACAGAAUGCAUAGAUAUCUGGUUGAUUGUCCCCGAUGGCGAGCUAGAUGAAAGGGUGGAAUGAAUUGUUUCAUAAUCUCUCCUUGUGUUUGAAGAUAAGAGAGUGAGUGUCCUUUUCCAUGAUCAAGAUUGCCAUCAUCGAAGAAGGGUCAUCU